Messenger RNA from Fimicolochytrium jonesii, 2999 nucleotides. Its product is annotated as glycosyl transferase. The record is from RefSeq and is a predicted model, not a curated record. Gene Ontology annotation, cellular component: cytoplasm. The coding region runs from base 240 to 2792 and encodes 850 amino acids. Gene Ontology annotation, biological process: glycogen catabolic process. The transcript has 9 exons. Gene Ontology annotation, molecular function: pyridoxal phosphate binding; glycogen phosphorylase activity. NCBI's taxonomy places the organism in Eukaryota, Fungi, Chytridiomycota, Chytridiomycetes, Spizellomycetales, Powellomycetaceae.
UGAGCAUGGGCAUAAACUCAUCCUUUUUUUCCCACGGCCAUCACGCAAAACAUUAACGAACAGAAGCAUUCAUCUUCUCUCUGUUAAGAAGUCCUCUUGUGGAACCCUACUGUAAUUACUUCAGCCACUUUGCAAACUCUCCCAGCGGCAAAGGCGUGCCUUCCCACGCAGAAGCUGUUUCCUACGCCGCAUCUUGAGCGUUUGCCCGCUGUUUCGUUCGAACCUUUCCACCUCUCGUAAUGGGUCGCCAGAGAAGCCACACGGGACCAGGUCAGUCUCCACACUGGACUGCUCCGCCGGCCGCCAACGAGUUGUGGGAAAAGUACAGCAAGGAGGAAAAUACCGACGAGGCUACUAUCCAAGAGUCCUUCAUCCGCCAUGCAACGAAGACCUUGGCUCGCAGCUCCUUCAACAUGGACAACGUUGCUGCCUACAAUGCGACUGCGCAUAGCGUCCGAGAUCACUUGAUCGAUCGCUGGAAUUUGACUCAACAAUGCCACAGCAGGGUGGAUGCCAAGCGCGUGUACUACAUGUCCCUGGAGUUCUUGAUUGGACGUACCCUCGACAACGCGUUACUCAACCUGAGUAUGAAAGACAACUAUCAGCACGCGAUCCAGCAGGUUGGGUUCCGUUUGGAAGAUCUGAUCCACGAGGAAACCGAUGCCGCGCUUGGAAAUGGUGGCCUGGGAAGAUUAGCGGCGUGUUUCAUGGAUUCGCUCGCGACAUUGGACUAUCCAGCGUGGGGAUAUGGCUUGAGAUAUGAAUAUGGUAUCUUCCAGCAGAAGAUCAUAGACGGAUAUCAAGCCGAGUACCCUGACUACUGGUUGACUGCCGAUAACCCAUGGCAAUUGACGCGUCUCGAUGUCACCUACGAUGUCUUGUUCCGUGGCUCAGUGGAGAAGUACACCGAUGCCAAAGGUCGGCAGCGCUGGCGCUGGGAUAGUUCCGAGAAGGUCGUAGCUGUUGCGAAUGACUAUCCGAUUCCGGGGUGCGGAACGCAGAACUGCAUCAACAUUAGACUCUGGUCUAGCAAGCCCAAGAAGGAGUUUGAUUUCGCCAGUUUCAACGACGGAAACUAUGACAAAAGUGUUGAAGAGCAGAAGAGCGCGGCCAACAUCACCAGUGUGCUGUAUCCCAAUGACAACCACUUGGUCGGAAAGGUGUUGCGAUUGAAGCAGCAGUACUUCUUCGUUAGCGCCACUCUCCAGGACAUUAUUCGACGAUUCAAGAAGUCUGCAAAACCAUGGUCUGACUUCCCCAAUCAGGUGUCUAUUCAAUUGAACGACACGCACCCCACGCUGUCCAUUGUUGAGUUGCAGCGGAUUUUGCUGGAUGAGGAGGGUCUGGAUUGGGACGAGGCAUGGAACAUCGUCAGCAAGACAUACUCCUACACCAACCAUACCGUUCUGCCCGAGGCGCUUGAGCGAUGGUCCGUCCCGCUCGUUUCCGAUCUCCUACCUCGACACAUGAGCAUCAUCUUCGAACUCAACUUGUACUUCCUGCAAAAAGUGGAGAAGAAGUUCCCGGACGACCGUGACCGCCUGCGCCGCAUGUCGAUCAUCGAGGAAGGUCACCCGCAGUUUGUUCGCAUGGCGUAUCUCGCCGUUGUGGGUAGUCACCACGUCAACGGUGUCGCCGAGUUGCACUCCGAGCUUGUCAAGACGACCAUUUUGAAGGACUUUGUGGCCUUCUAUGGAGCGGAGAAGUUCGUCAACGUGACAAACGGUGUCACGCCCCGCCGCUGGCUGCACCAGGCGAACCCGUCUCUCAGCAAGCUGAUCACCGACAAGCUCUCCGGGAAGGGAUGGUUGAAGGACCUAUCGAAGCUGUCGGAGCUCAAGAAGUACGCCACCGACCCGGCUUUCCAGAAGCUGUUCAUGGAUAUCAAGUUCCAGAAUAAAGUUCGACUUGCCGAGUACAUUAAGGAAAACCUGAAGAUUGAUGUCUCGCCGAAUGCCUUGUUCGACGUGCAGUGCAAGCGUUUGCAUGAGUAUAAGCGUCAGCAUAUGAACAUUUGGGGAGUGAUCCAUCGCUAUGAGCGAUUGAAGAAACUCAGCAAGGAGGAACUGAGGAAAGAGGUUCCGCGAGUUGUUUUCUUCGCAGGAAAAGCCGCUCCGGGCUACUACAUCGCCAAGUUGAUCAUCAAGCUCAUCAACAACGUCGCUGCCGUCAUCAACAAAGACCCAGCUACAUCGGAGUACCUCAAGCUCAUCUUCAUCCCCAACUACAACGUCUCCGUCGCCGAGAUCCUGAUUCCAGCCUCUGAUAUCUCCCAGCACAUCUCCACCGCGGGCACCGAAGCCUCCGGGACGUCCAACAUGAAAUUUGUGCUGAACGGCGGUUUGAUCCUGGGAACGGUCGAUGGAGCCAACAUCGAGAUUGGGGAGGAAGUCGGCGAGGAGAAUAUCUUCUUCUUUGGAGCUUUGGCGCCGGAGGUGGAUGACAUUCGUUAUAAGCAGCUGUAUCGUCAUGAUCCUAUGGAUGAGAAGCUGGCUGCCGUGGUGAAGAGCAUUAGGCAGGGAACUUACGGAGAUGCCGGAGUGUUUGAACCGCUGAUCGAAACACUGGACAGCGACAAGUACAUUAUCAGCAAGGACUUUACGCCAUACUUGCAAGCCAUGGACAAAGUUGACGCGGCGUACCGCGACACCACCGGCUGGGCGAAGAAAUGCAUCAUUGCAACAGCCAGCAUGGGCAAAUUCAGUUCUGACAGGUCCAUCAAUGACUACGCUCAACGGAUCUGGAACAUCAAGCCCGUGGCUGCGUCACAGAACUCACCCGUCUCUGCUUGAAUGAACUUUGGAUCUUUGCUGGGGACUGUUAGGACCUUGUGGAUAAUUUGUUCUUUGUGCAGACUUUCUUUCUUGUGGCUAGUGUGUUUUCUGUUCCUUCGUCAAUAUUGAAUGGAUCAGCCGAGGCCUCUUUCUUUCUUCUGUCAACUGUUGUCGCAACGUGAGGAAGCAAAGGCGAUGUGUACGUGCUAAAGUCUCCGGGAGCGA